Molecule: messenger RNA, 997 nt
Organism: Suncus etruscus (white-toothed pygmy shrew)
Lineage: Eukaryota; Metazoa; Chordata; Mammalia; Eulipotyphla; Soricidae
Gene: SLC25A31
Product: solute carrier family 25 member 31
Exons: 6
Coding region: 1-969 (322 amino acids)
Biological process (GO): mitochondrial ADP transmembrane transport; mitochondrial ATP transmembrane transport
Cellular component (GO): mitochondrial inner membrane
Molecular function (GO): ATP:ADP antiporter activity
Source: RefSeq, a predicted model, not a curated record
AUGCAGCGCGAGCCCCCGAGGCGGAUGGGCGGGCGGGCCGAGACGCGCCUGUUGGACGUGUCGUCCUUCGCCAAGGACCUGCUAGCCGGCGGCGUGGCGGCCGCUGUGUCUAAGACGGCCGUGGCGCCCAUCGAGCGUGUGAAGCUGCUGCUCCAGGUGCAGGCGUCGUCCAAGCAGAUCCUGCCCGAGCAGCAGUACAAGGGCAUGGUGGACUGCCUGGUGCGCAUCCCGCGCGAGCAGGGUUUCUUCAGUUACUGGCGUGGCAAUUUGGCAAAUGUUAUUCGAUAUUUUCCUACACAAGCUUUAAACUUUGCCUUUAAGGACAAAUACAAACAAAUUUUUAUGUCUGGAGUUAAUAAAGAAAAACAGUUCUGGCGGUGGUUUCUGGCCAACCUGGCUUCCGGUGGCGCUGCUGGAGCAACCUCCUUGUGUGUGGUUUAUCCUCUGGAUUUUGCCCGGACCCGACUAGGUGCCGACAUCGGAAAAGGACCUGAGGAACGACAAUUCAGGGGUCUUGGUGACUGCAUCAUGAAAAUCGCAAAAUCUGAUGGCAUCGGAGGCCUGUACCGAGGGUUCGGGGUCUCAGUUCAGGGCAUUGUCGUGUAUCGAGCCUCUUACUUUGGAGCUUAUGACACAAUCAAGGGCUUACUACCCAAACCAAAGAAAACCCCGUUUCUGGUCUCCUUUUUUAUUGCUCAAGUCGUGACCACGUGCUCCGGGAUACUCUCUUACCCCUUUGACACUGUGAGAAGACGCAUGAUGAUGCAGAGUGGGGAGGCAGAGCGGCAGUACAGAGGCACCCUGGACUGCUUCGUGAAGAUCCAUCAACAGGAGGGCCUCGGCGCCUUUUUCCGGGGGGCCUUCUCCAAUGUCCUUCGUGGGACAGGAGGGGCUUUGGUACUAGUGCUAUAUGAUAAAAUAAAAGAAUUCCUGAAUAUUGAUAUUGGGGGUGGUCCAUCAGGAGAAUAAGUUGAAAAAUGAUUACAUUUAACUUGUA